Messenger RNA from Pyrgilauda ruficollis (rufous-necked snowfinch), 682 nucleotides. Its product is annotated as arf-GAP with coiled-coil, ANK repeat and PH domain-containing protein 1-like. Gene Ontology annotation, molecular function: protein binding; GTPase activator activity. Gene Ontology annotation, cellular component: cytoplasm. The annotation marks the transcript as partial. The transcript is spliced from 8 exons. Lineage: Eukaryota; Metazoa; Chordata; Aves; Passeriformes; Passeridae. The record is from RefSeq and is a predicted model, not a curated record.
GGCCGCGCUGGAAGAGGCCGAGUCGGACGCGGCCGAACUCGAAACUCACCUGGAGAAGGUGCUGAAGCUCUGCUCGGCCGUGCUGGAGGCCGGGCGGGUUCUGGAAGUUUCCAGCCGCGCCUUCGCCGCGGGGCUGCGGGAGCUGGCGGAGACCCCCCGGGGGGACCCCCUGGUGCAGGAGUCGCUGCAGAAGUUCUGUGAUUCGCUGGAGCAGAUGAUGGACAGCCACGAGGAGCUGCGGAGCUGCACCCAGAGCGCGCUGGGCCGGAACCUGGAGCCGCUGCUGCGCCACUCUCUCCGUGCUCUCCGCUCCUCGGGCCGGGAGCGCGCACGCGCGGCCGAGCUCCUGCAGGGGGCGCUGCAGCACCACGCCGAGGUGCCGCGACGGCGCCCCCUGGAGGCCAAGGAGGCGGCGGCGGCGCUGGGCGGGGCCAGGGGCGUGGCCAGGGCCAGGGGGCUGGACUACGUGCUCAAGCUGAGGCUGCUGCAGGACCAGCAAAAAACGGAAAUUCUGCAAUUUGAUGAGGUGGGCGUGGCCGCGGGGGAGGCGGGGCCUGAGGCCCCGCCCAUGGAGGGUUACCUGUACAAGAGAGCGAGCAACGCCUUCCGCACCUGGAGCAGAUUUUUGAGCCAUUUUUACCGGAUUUUUUCAGGAUUUUGGGGUUUUUUGGGCUGGUUUUGA